Molecule: messenger RNA, 369 nt
Organism: Phytophthora sojae
Lineage: Eukaryota; Oomycota; Peronosporomycetes; Peronosporales; Peronosporaceae
Exons: 1
Coding region: 1-369 (122 amino acids)
Molecular function (GO): protein binding
Source: RefSeq, a predicted model, not a curated record
AUGGCGACGGUGCAGCGUGAGCUGGUUGAGGUUGUGGAUAUUCUCCUAGGCAAAGGUGCCUCUGUAGAGUUGAAGACCGAGGAUGGCCGUACCGCUCUUCAUAUUGCUGCGGAAGAAGGUCGUGCCGAUGUGAUUGGCUUGCUGCUUCGUCGAGGAGCGAAUGUCGAUGCUGCAAACCUGUCAAAGUGGACUCCACUGAUGCUGGCAGCGUAUCGCGGGCAUAAAGAGACGGUAAAGCUGCUUGUGAAGGAAGGGGCAAGUCUGACGGUGAAGAAUAAGGAUGGCGCAAAGGCUGCAGAGAUCGCGAAGUUGAACAACAGGACGGAUCUCCUCGAUCUUCUCCAGUCUGGAAUUGACCUCGAACGGUAA